AUGGAUCAGAAUUCAACGCAAUCAAGACCACAAAGACGAAGAAUGGACGAAACUUUGAAAUCCUCCAUUGAAAUUAUCAGACUAACAAUCAGAAAACAGCCCUUUAUCAUCAUUCGACUCACUUUUUGGUUGGUAGUUUGGAUCAUGAGCAUUGCUCACUUAGCAGAUUGCGUUCAAUUCUUUCGACUCUCACUGGAUUCUGUUGUUCCCCCCAAUACACCAUUACCCAAUGGCAUUGAAGAUUCCAGACGCCAAUCAGUUCCUUUCCUUAUCAUGUUGGGUGUCCUACUCACAACUCUUAUGCCUAUCAUCAUCGUCGCACCACUGUUCAAAGUGGCGGCGUUCCUCACUUACGUGGUCUCUGAGUUGGCUUGGGUCUCGAUCAUAGGAUUUCUGCUUAUGUGCGGUGGUGCCGGAUUAGCUCCUACUGGCAACUCACCCAAGAUGCCAACUCAAUUACAAGCUCUCUUUUCAAAGACCAUUGGACUUACCUUCACGCUAUUCAUCUUACUCUUCGUAUACUCAAUCCUCCUUGUAAUCCUCUACUUUCAUCAUCGCGGUCGUGGUACGCUUAAAAUCUUCACGAUGCCUCUCAAUGAUUUAAUUUACCCGACUGAAGACUCAAGACCUGAAGUCGAUGUACCACUACCAACCGAUCCAGAAAAGGGCAAUUCCAUAGACUCUGUUUCAUCUGCCAAUAGUAGAAACCUACCGACCUCAAUUCUAAAACAUCCUGCUCAAACUUAUAAAUCUGAUGGCAGACGCGCGACUCUUCCUGCUGAAUUUGAUCCUCAAACUCCUACUUCAGGUUGGGAUGAAGAUGAAGAUGAAGAUUCACGUCGUCAUCGGUUAUCUACUUUUAGGCGUGAAAAACGCAAAACCAAGAAAUGA
This is a messenger RNA of Melampsora larici-populina 98AG31, 891 nucleotides long. RefSeq lists its product as uncharacterized. The record is from RefSeq and is a predicted model, not a curated record. The coding region runs from base 1 to 891 and encodes 296 amino acids. Lineage: Eukaryota; Fungi; Basidiomycota; Pucciniomycetes; Pucciniales; Melampsoraceae. The transcript is spliced from 2 exons.